UUUUACGGAAAUAGAAGGCGGGGGACUAGACUAGUGAAAACCAAUUAAAAUUUGAUUAUUGUGUUACAGCGUGACGAGUCUUCAGUAGCUGAAAUAAUAUGCGGUAUUUUGUCUGUUGAUCUUUAGUGGUCGUCUAAGUUGCGGUUGAGUUGGUUACCAUAUCUUGAUUUCUCUGUGAUUGCUAUUUUGCCGAAUCAAAUUGGCGACAGGAUUCAAAAUAAGCUGAUGUCCAGCUGAGCGAUCUGUCCUGCUUCCGAAGGGUGUCAGUGGUUUUAUUGGUUGUGCUUUUCACCGCAAUGGCGGACACGCUGGAGGAACUGGAAUACAAUGAACGUGACUCGCAACUCGUUUUUUCGGAUUCCCUGUCGCCGAAAGAUAGUGACAAUGAAGAUAAGAAGGAGGCAAGCUACGAACUCCGAAAAGUCGACAAAAACAAGCAAUGGCAAUCUACUGAAAGAACGCCUCUGGUACGAACCACGGACCCUGACGAGCCAGUACCGCGGUCCGCAUGGAACACGAAUUUCAAACGAUUCCGUUCAUUUUCCAUGUCACAUUUUACGGUGUCGUUGGUGGAAAAAGAGUGUCAGGAUAGACAAGCAUCCGCGUUCUUGGCCGGCUGGAAUGUCACCAAUCUGAUCCAGGGUAUGGGUAUCCUAGGUGUGCCUUAUGCUGUCCGAGAAGGAGGAGUGGUAGCAGUCCUCUGUAUCUUUAUAGUGGCAAUAUUCUGUAAUGUUACUGGCAUACUACUGGUCGAGUGUUUGUAUGAGAUCUCUCCCCGCAGCAAGCUGAGAAAGAGAGUGCGCAACUCAUAUCCUGAUGUAGGUGAAGCGGUGUGGCCGGGCGUUGGUGGCAAGGUGGUUAGUGUCGUCCAGACAGUAGAACUCUAUGCCGCAGCAGUCCUGUAUCUGGUCCUUUUAACCACCAUGUUUUCUCAGAUUACAAGCAAGUACAUACCACUUACAUUGAAUGAAUGGGCUGUGGUCUGUGCCGUUGCUGUGCUUCCAAGUGUCUUCAUCACAAGACUGUCUCUUAUUGCCUGGAUGAGCAUGCUGGCUGUGUUUUCACUUAUGUCUGCCCUGUUAGUCAUGAUAGCAUAUUGUUUUGUGCGCCAUGAUCAGUGGACAGUGCACAAUAUUCCAUCCUUUGAUAUCAGUACCUUUCCUGUUGGGUUUGGCAUUGUAACAUUCAGUUAUUGUGCUCACGCAGUUUUUCCUGGAAUAGAAGGUAGCAUGAGGGAGCCCAAAAAAUUCAACAAAAUGAUGAAUGUGUCAUUCUUUAUCUCAGCUGUUGUCAAAGCAGUGUUUGGCCUCUUUGCCGUGCUGACAUUUGGUUUGCUCACAGAUCAAGUUUUCACCGUUAACUUGGCAGAAGAUGUGCCAUUUAACACAGCAGCAACAGCACUUGUUGCAUUGAAUGUGUUUUUCUCCUUCCCUCUUCCACUGUUUGUUGUGGUAGAAACAUUUGACAACACUCUUGGUCCUCAUUUUCCACAUUUACAGAAAGGAAGAAAACAUUACUGGUAUUGGUUAUUGCUAACAAGAACAUUACUUGUAACCUUUGCACUUUUUAUUGCCCUUGUCGUACCACACUUUGGUCUGUUGAUGGGUUUCGUUGGCAGUUUUACUGGAACAUGUCUUUCCUUCACGUUUCCAUGCGUAGCCCACAUGAAGCUACGAUGGAAGUUCCUACGCUGGUAUCACAUUACAGGCGAGAUUGUUCUUAUUGUAUUUGGGAUUAUCGCUGGAGGCCUUGGCUUUGUGUAUUCAGGGAAAGCUCUUGUGGACUCUUUUCAUACUUUCUAGUAAUGUGAUUUGAUUACCUCAAAUAUGCAGAUGCAUUUGUAAAGUGGACUGAAAUCCAAUUUUGAAGCCAUUUCUGUUUUAUAAUCACAUCAUUCAUGGCUUUCAGUUUGAUUAAGAUUAUUACUUUAACUUUUUACCCCUCAAGUUCAUUUAUGUCUGACCUAAAUCUAUCGCGAACCUUUAACCGUAAUAAUUAUUGUGUGAAAUAAUAAUAUCAUCCCCCUUGCUUGCAAUGCAGGGAAUUUAAACUUGGCAAUUACAUAAGAAUUGGACAAAUCUGAACUUUGCUUGUUUUCAAUACAGUAUAAACAUGUUGUAUGUACAGUGUUAUUGUCAAAUGUUGAACUGCAACCAUUCUGACCAUUAACAGGUGAAUUUACAGAUCAUCUAAGGAAAAUCUAGUUUUCCUAAUAACUGAAUUUUUCAAAGGAAAUAUUGGUGGCCUGUCUUUGAGGGCACAAGACUCUAUAUCAAGUUUAAUUACAGCUUGGGUAUCUGUAUAAUCCUUUUACCGAAUAAACUGAUCAAAAUAAGUUUAUAGUCUAGGGUCCAUGAGGCAAGUAAUAGUGUUUUGUGGCUUUCCUUGUUCUAAAACGGUUCAAGCAAGUGUGUUCUGAUCAUAUUAGUUUAGUCUGAUUUUAAGUAUUGAAUUAUGUUUUUGUUCGUGUUAAGUAAUACUUGUUGUAAGUAAUAAUAGGCUAUAGGAUUGCCAGUAAAGUCAAAGGUAUACAUAUUGAAGGACAUAUUUAUAGUAUGCAAUCAUUUAUAGCAUUUUAGAGUGAAGAUUUUGUAAGAAAAUAUAUAUUUUCCAGUGUUGUGUAAAUUUAUUGCAUCUACACAUGGUUUGUCUCUAGCAUUAAAAGGUGAUUUUCAUCUUGUAAUGUAUUUUGCACAUAGGAAUAUUUUUCAUGUUUGAGAAAUGUACUGUUACUCACACAAUGGCGGCCCAGUCGUUGAACAAUGACUUGAAGUCAAAAUUGAAUGUUAUAGUUUCAAAACUCCUGGAAUCAUUUUGUGUUGAGUGCACAAGUGGGAUUAGAUUAUUUAACCUGGCAGAUCAAUCGUCGAGGUAGUGAAAAGAUGUUUUGAAACCAAAGCAAAUGGGUGCAAGCAUGCACAAUGAAAAUGGGUCUUUCCUAGAUUUCUUUGUGAAGACGAACAAUAAUUUUAAGAAUAAUAUGGAACAGUGACAGAUUAAUUUAAUGAGUAAUGUAAAUUAUGCUAGUUGUGAGUGAGAAUAGUUUUAUUGUAGACAAGUAGUGUUAUCAGAGUGAAUAAUAUUUGUAUCCCAAUAAAUGAACUUUUUAUUGAA
Orbicella faveolata is the source of this 3114-nucleotide messenger RNA. Its product is annotated as vesicular inhibitory amino acid transporter-like. Gene Ontology annotation, biological process: amino acid transmembrane transport. The record is from RefSeq and is a predicted model, not a curated record. Gene Ontology annotation, molecular function: L-amino acid transmembrane transporter activity. Gene Ontology annotation, cellular component: vacuolar membrane. NCBI's taxonomy places the organism in Eukaryota, Metazoa, Cnidaria, Anthozoa, Scleractinia, Merulinidae.